This is a messenger RNA of Arctia plantaginis, 249 nucleotides long. The record is from the annotation of a GenBank genome assembly. Lineage: Eukaryota; Metazoa; Arthropoda; Insecta; Lepidoptera; Erebidae.
AUGGGCUGUGGUCGCGCGUGGUCGCGCGUGGUCGUUGCGGGCGCUGCGGAACCGCCGCGUGGAAGUAGCGGGGCUACAGUACCGCAGUACAAUGCACCUGCAUGUGCAGUAAUAGUGAGUAUCGUCAAAGCUAACUUACUUGGGUUAGAAACCAGUGCACGUCAGUUACGGGAUGAGUUAAACAGCGCCUCCGGGCUUGUGAAUUUUGAUGUCAACGCUCAUGAGGAAAGAGGUGGCAACGACGAGUAG